Messenger RNA from Fusarium sp. VM40, 780 nucleotides. The record is from the annotation of a GenBank genome assembly. Lineage: Eukaryota; Fungi; Ascomycota; Sordariomycetes; Hypocreales; Nectriaceae.
AUGGCUGACAACGUUAUGGCCGCCUACUGGGAUCUCCCACCCGUGUCUCGGAACAUCACUACUGCUGUCGUGUUGACUUCAAUUGGCUGUAUCGUUGGUCUAUUACCAACGGGGCAACUGAUUCAUCACCCAUCUUAUCUUUGGAUGUUCCCUCCUCAGAUCUGGCGCCUUGUAACGUCGUUCUUCAUCGAACUUCAUCCACUCAACUUGCUCUUCAACGCGUUCUUCCUGUACCGCUACUGCACUCAGUUGGAGCUGGGAAACCCCCGUUUCCCUCGCAAGGUCGAUCUCAUCUACUAUAUCCUCUUCGUCUCUUCCGUAAUUCUGAUGAUCGACUACCUUGCCGGCCUGACCAGCUUCAUGUAUAUGAACGGCCUCAUUCUCGCCAUGGUGUACACCAUAAGCCAGGACCAGCGUGGCCAGAAGACACAGUACCUCGUCCUCACCAUCCCGGCUCAGGCUCUGCCAAUCUGCAUGAUCGUCGUUGCUGCCCUCAUGGCAGGUCCUUCCAAGGCCCUAGUCGAAGUCGAGGGUCUACUCGCUGCCCAUCUGUUCGAUUUCCUCACCAGGAUCUGGCCCGAAUUCGGCAACGGACCUCGCCUUUUGAAGAUUCCUGCCUGGCUCGAGCGCCUCGCGCAGACCCCCAGAGUUCUUCCAAGAGCUUUCGGCACCGCUAUUCGACCUGCUAACACUGCUUCCACUGGCAGUAGCACUGGCGUCAACAAAGGCCCGUUGCCAGACUCGUGGCGAACUCGUGGCCCGGGCAAGCGACUGGGUUAA